This is a messenger RNA of Trichogramma pretiosum, 549 nucleotides long. RefSeq lists its product as uncharacterized. The coding region runs from base 1 to 549 and encodes 182 amino acids. The record is from RefSeq and is a predicted model, not a curated record. Lineage: Eukaryota; Metazoa; Arthropoda; Insecta; Hymenoptera; Trichogrammatidae. The transcript has 3 exons.
AUGACUAUCAUUAACCUGGUUAUGGGGGUCUGUGUACCCUGGAUCAUCGUUUAUUUCCUCUCAACGACCUACCUAGUAGUAGAAGUCCUGUGGGAGAGUAACUCGAAAGAGCCAGAAGACUUUGCGCAUGUGAUUGAGGGCCGUCGAGUGAUUGAGUUUGGGGUUAUGGCAGCAUGUAUGUACUGCAAAUCUUGCAAAAAAGAUCUGUCUCUGGUGAAUAUACAAGGUGAAAAACGUGUGGGAUUAACGUCAAUUUUAUCUGUUCGAUGUAAAGAAUGCUUUGACAUCACUUCUGUGCCUACUGGAAAAAUUCACUCUAGUUCAUCAGGAUCUACAAGUGCUCUCCAUGCAGGGUUUGGACAUACAACAUUAAACAAAUGGUUGUAUACUAUGAACAUUCCAAGUAUGACCAGUACAACUUUUAAGAAGUAUGAGAGAGAAGUAGGACCUGUCGUGGAGUCCACAGCAAAAGAAAGUUGUUUAGAAGCAUGCGAAGAAGAAAGGCAAUUGACUCUUGCUCGCUUAAAGGAAGAUGAAGCAAAUUUGUAA